UACACAUUUUUGUAAUCAUUACGGACGAGGAUGUCCACCAAACUACCAACAGAUUGGCAAUGGUUGUUAUAUGGUAGAACGACAGAGAUUUAACUAUGCAGAAAGCAAAACGUUUUGCAAAACACGAUGUGGCGCACACCUCGCAGAGUUCACCAGCGUAGCCAAGUUUUACGAAGUCAUGUCAUUUUACAAAAAGUUUGUUCCGUUUAUAGAUAUGGAUCUCUAUAUCGGAGCAAUUAAACACAAAGAUAGUAGCAUUUGGUCUUGGGAGGAAACCCAUGCUUAUGUGGCAAAUAAUUUAUGGGUGGAGAGAAAUGAAGCAAGAGGAAGUUGUGUAAUGGCAAGAGGAAAAUACAGACUGGUACCCUAUCAUUUAGAAGAGGGACUGGUUUCCGUAUCAUGUGAUGAGCUCUUCAAUCCUCUUUGUUAUGCUCCAUUACAUUAUUAGACUUAUGUUCUAAUUCGCCAUACUUAA
Mytilus trossulus (common blue mussel) is the source of this 475-nucleotide messenger RNA. RefSeq lists its product as uncharacterized. The coding region runs from base 71 to 448 and encodes 125 amino acids. The transcript has 3 exons. Lineage: Eukaryota; Metazoa; Mollusca; Bivalvia; Mytilida; Mytilidae. The record is from RefSeq and is a predicted model, not a curated record.